GUGCACUACAAUGUUGGCAAAAACCUGGCUGACAAAGGAAAUCAAAGUGCUGCAAUCAAAUACUACAGAGAAGCUGUAAGGUUGAAUCCUAAAUAUGUACAUGCCAUGAACAACCUUGGAAAUAUUCUGAAAGAAAGAAAUGAGCUCCAAGAAGCAGAGGAGUUGCUGUCCUUAGCUGUACAAAUACAACCCGAUUUUGCUGCUGCAUGGAUGAAUCUAGGAAUAGUACAGAAUAGUUUAAGAAGGUUUGAAGAGGCAGAGCAAAGCUACUGGACAGCAAUUAAACACAGGAAAAAAUAUCCAGACUGUUAUUACAAUUUAGGGCGGUUGUAUGCAGAUUUGAAUCGCCAUAUAGAUGCAUUGAAUGCAUGGAGGAAUGCUACAGUUCUGAAGCCAGAGCAUAGUUUGGCUUGGAAUAAUAUGAUUAUAUUGCUUGAUAACACAGGCAAUCUAGCUCAAGCAGAAGCAGUUGGAAGAGAGGCCCUGGAAUUGAUACCUAAUGAUCAUUCCCUUAUGUUUUCAUUGGCAAAUGUACUGGGGAAAUCGCAAAAAUAUAAGGAAUCUGAAGCUUUGUUCCUCAAGGCAAUUAAAGCCAAUCCAAAUGCUGCCAGUUAUCAUGGUAAUUUGGCUGUGCUUUAUCAUCGCUGGGGAAAUCUUGACUUAGCAAAGAAGCACUAUGAAGUCUCUCUGAAGCUUGAUCCUAUGGCACCCGGGACCAGGGAAAACUACAACCUCUUAAGAAGAAAACUGGAGCAAUUGCAAAAGAAAGGCGGUGUCUGA
Molecule: messenger RNA, 780 nt
Organism: Pelecanus crispus (Dalmatian pelican)
Lineage: Eukaryota; Metazoa; Chordata; Aves; Pelecaniformes; Pelecanidae
Source: RefSeq, a predicted model, not a curated record